UAUGUGUGAGAGAAAGUGUGUGUGGGAGUGUGUUCGCCAGUGCUUUCUGCAGGGUAAAAGGACAACGAAGAAACAGUUUGGAUUUUUUCGAUUUGGUUUUAAAUKAAAUGUUUGGAAUGAACGCAGAUACGUGCGUUUCAUAUUGUAAUAUCACAUCGAUGGAUUCAUAUUAUAACACGUCUUCGCAACACGGCACGAAUCCCGUAAGGACAUUCCAAACGAGUGAAUCCAAAUACAGCCCAACAUUCCUACCAAGCAAAGGACAACAGGGUUACGGGAAGAAGUCUCGGAAUCCUUCACAACAACAGGAGUGCGCCGCCUCAGAGGAAAGCAACAAUUUAAACCACCUCUUCAUACAACCGCCAGGUUGCAAAACAUCCCCCGAAAGCAAAGGACACAACGGCGCGCCUAUCCCCUGCUAUGCUAAAGACAAUGGCGGGCUAACUGACUCUGAGCUGACCCUAAAAACGGACUCCCCUGUGAUAGAGGGUUCCRAUCUGAACCUGAAGGAACCAGGGUCAGGGGUCAAGGGUCAGGGUCAAUCCGACCGGUUUGGCCCUGGCUCGGACCACCUCUCCAGUCCCAUGGACAAGGGGAGCGAGGCUGCGGAAAGCAACAAGGGGAAGAAGAGGCGUAUCCGCACCACCUUCACCUCAUAUCAGUUGGAGGAGUUGGAGAAGGUGUUUCAGAAGACCCACUACCCUGACGUCUACGCCAGAGAACAGCUGGCGUUGAGGACCGUCCUGACAGAAGCACGAGUACAGGUYUGGUUCCAGAACCGGCGUGCCAAGUGGAGGAAGAGAGAAAGGUUUGGUCAGACGCAGCAAGUCAGAACUCACUUCUCUUCUGCAUACGAGCUCCCCCUGCUCACCAGGCCAGAGAACUACGUACAGAUCAAGAACCCAUCGUGGCUGGGCGGUGGCAGCAGUGCCUUUCCUGUCCCCGGCUGUGUGGUGCCCUUUGACGGAUCAGUCACCUCCUGCAUGCCCUCGCACCCCCAUGGAGGGGUCUCUGACUACCUAGGCGUGCCCAGCCUGGGAGGACGGGACCAUGGGGGUCACAUGGGACAGACGCACAUGGGGAGUUUCUUUGGGGCUGGAGGAAUAGGUGGUGGCCGAGGCCUCAACGGAUACGACCUGAACCGUGUCGAUCCAGACAGGAAGUCUUCUAGUAUCGCAGUGCUGCGUAUGAAGGCUAAGGAACACAGCGCAGCUAUCUCCUGGAACACAUGAUGCUAUGGGAUUGGUCCUGGGUCUAGGUCUGGACCGGAAGGUCACGCCCAAACUGAUCCAGAACACGCCUUAACCCUGACUACUAAGCCAGACAGCACCACAUCUGGACCCACCCACAGCCAGWGGGGAAGAGGAGGAGGUGGAGGAAGCCCAGGAAGGGACUAUGACUAAGCCACCUGAUAGCACGAAUGAUGCCAAAGCAGGUCAAAUGAAGAUAACGAGUCGAGCGGCCAUUCACAUCACAGCCAAGAUAACUUACAAUGUGACAAACAGAAUCAGCAGAUGCUGAGAGGUGUAGAGAUUAAUCUAGACAGAAGGAGUGGUGGUGCCACUCCUUGAUCUCUCAAGUCUCUGUACUCCCCCUUUUGUGUCUCCAUCUAUUGAACCCCCACCCACUGAGACAAAGCCACUUCAAACCCAGCUGUUUCCUCUGAGGACACAACAAUUACAAAAACAUUACAAACCUACUCUAAUAAGCAAUUUCUUCAUGAAUCAGCCCCAUUCAGGACUUCUCUUUCU
Molecule: messenger RNA, 1751 nt
Organism: Salvelinus sp. IW2-2015
Lineage: Eukaryota; Metazoa; Chordata; Actinopteri; Salmoniformes; Salmonidae
Product: homeobox protein aristaless-like 4
Exons: 4
Coding region: 108-1232 (374 amino acids)
Biological process (GO): regulation of transcription by RNA polymerase II
Molecular function (GO): RNA polymerase II transcription regulatory region sequence-specific DNA binding; DNA-binding transcription activator activity, RNA polymerase II-specific
Source: RefSeq, a predicted model, not a curated record